UUCAUUCAUUCAUGGACAAACGGGUGGAUAUUCAUAAACUCACUAAAGUUUAGAAAGAAAGUCUAGAAUUGCCCUUAUCCAUUCUCCUAGUGGACAUUCUUGCUUCCUGGCUUAAGUUACCUAGUUGAAAAUGCCCGAUGAAUGCAACCCGCCCCCCGGGUCAUAAUACUGCAAGUCCAUUCCUGAGAGUCCGCCGCUCGUUUUCCUGGAGCCGGUUAACAGAGUUUGAAUGAGAAGUGGUGCGGUGGCGGUAUUACCCCCUACGAGUUCGGCCAGUUGAACGGUUACCCCUCUGUCCCCAAACCUCUGUCCCUCUGUCUUUGGCCCUCAAGGACUUCUGGAGGAUGGACAUGUCUGGAAGUCCACAGUACUGCCGUCAUUUCCUGACGGACAACAGCACAUUUCAUGUUGAGCGGUGUAUGAGUGUGAUGCAGUCAGGCACCCAGAUGGUGAAACUGAAGAAUGGCUCUAAGGGUCUGGUGCGUCUCUUCUACCUGGACGAACAUUGUUCCUGCAUACGCUGGAGGCCCUCCCGCAAGAGCGAGAAAGCCAAGAUUACCAUUGACUCACUCUACAAAGUCACAGAAGGACGCCAGUCCGACAUCUUUCAUCGCCAUGCCGAUGGAAACUUUGACCCUGGCUGCUGUUUCACCAUUUACCAUGGCAACCACAUGGAGUCCCUGGACCUGGUGACAUCCAGCAUAGAGGAGGCACGGACGUGGGUGACUGGACUCCGCUACCUGAUGGCUGGCAUCAGUGACGAGGACUCACUGGCCAAGAGGCAACGAACACAUGACCAGUGGAUGAAGCAGACAUUCGAAGAGGCUGAUAAAAAUGGAGACGGACUAUUAAACAUUGACGAGAUCUACCAGCUCCUGCACAAGAUGAAUGUCAACCUGCCUCGGCGUAAGGUGAAGCAGAUGUUCCAGGAAGCAGACACGGAUGAGCAGCAGGGCACACUAACGUUUGAGGAGUUCAGCGUGUUCUACAGGAUGAUGUCACUGAGACGAGACCUCUUCCUGCUGCUCAUGUGCUUCAGCGAGAAGAAAGAUCACCUUACUGCUGAGGAGCUCGGCAACUUCCUGCGAGUGGAGCAAAAAAUGUCCAGUGUGACACCUGAGUACUGCCUGGACAUCAUCGGUAAAUUUGAAUUGUCUGAAGAAAACAAGGAGAAAGGCUUUCUGGGAAUUGAAGGCUUCACAAAUUUCAUGCGCAGCCCUGCGUGUGAUGUCUUUAACCCUCUGCAUAAUGAGGUUAAUCAGGACAUGGACCAGCCUCUGUGUAAUUACUUCAUCGCCUCCUCGCACAACACCUACCUGACUGGAGACCAGCUCUUGUCUCACUCCAAGACGGACAUGUAUGCCUGGGUGUUGCAGGCUGGCUGCCGCUGUGUGGAAGUGGACUGCUGGGAUGGUCCAGACGGUGAACCCAUGGUCCAGCACGGAUACACACUUACGUCCAAAAUCAACUUCAAGUCCGUCAUCGAGACCAUCAACAAAUACGCUUUUGUCAACAACGAAUACCCAGUCAUUCUGUCCAUAGAGAACCACUGCAACAUUCAACAGCAAAAGAAGAUAGCUCAGCAUCUGAAGGAGAUCUUUAAGGAGAAGCUGGAUGUGGGAAUGGUCCUCAACAGGGACUCCAAACAUCUGCCUAGUCCCAACAGUCUGAAGGGCAAAAUCUUGAUAAAGGGGAAGAGACUGCCCCCAUAUCUCUCUGCAGAUGCUGAAGAGGGGGAGGUGUCAGACGAUGACAGUGCAGAUGAGAUUGAGGAUGAUUUCAAACUGAAGAAUAGCACGUCCAAUGGCCCUACGCAGCAUUUGGUUGAGUCCCACAUCAGGAAGAAGUUGGACUCUCUGCUGAAAGAAUCUCAGAUAAGCGACAGGGAGGAUGCGGACAGCUUCUCUAUCAGAGCACUGCUGCGCGCCACACAUGAGGGUUUGCACAAAAACCUACGCAAGAAUUCCAAAGAGGGCUUGAAGAAGUCUCAUAGUCGAUCUUUCAUCAGCAACCUGAAACAGAAGAGGCACUCCAAAUCCAGGCUGAAAUGUCACAGUGUUGAUACAGACGACGAUGGGCAGCAAGAGUCAGCGGGACAGUUUAACAGGUGUGGAAGGAGGAGAAAGACAAUGAAGCUGAGCAGAGAUCUCUCUGACCUGGUCGUCUUUACGAACUCCGUAGUGUCACAGGAGUGUUUGGAUGAAGGUUCUAUAGUGAAUGUGCUGUCGUUCAGUGAGGCUCGGGCCCAGCACCUGGCCCACCAUCGGGCCGAGCGCUUCCUGAACUUUAACCAGCGCCAGCUCUCGCGGAUCUACCCCUCCGCCUACCGCAUUGAUUCCAGCAACUUCAACCCUCAGACCUACUGGAACACGGGCUGCCAGCUGGUGGCUCUAAACUAUCAGACUGAGGGCCGCAUGAUGCAGUUAAACCGGGCAAAGUUUAUGGUGAAUGGAGGCGUUGGCUACGUGCUGAAGCCCCCGCCCAUGUGCAAAGGUUCUUUUAACCCCUGCAGCGACGACCCUCUGCCUGCCUGUCCGAAGAAACAGCUGGUAUUGAAAAUCAUCAGUGGGCAGCAGCUGCCGAAACCACCUGAUUCCAUGCUGGGGGAUCGAGGGGAGAUUAUCGACCCAUUUGUGGAGGUGGAGAUUAUUGGUCUUCCGGUGGACUGUUGUAAAGAGCAGACAAGGGUUGUUGAUGAUAAUGGUUUUAACCCUGUAUGGGAGGAAACGCUGUCUUUCACCGUGCACAUGCCUGAGAUCACACUGGUGCGCUUCCUGGUGUGGGACCAUGACCCUAUUGGCCGAGAUUUUAUAGGCCAGAGGACGGUCGCCUUCAGCAGCCUUAUGCCAGGUUACAGACACGUGUAUCUGGAGGGGAUGACAGAAGCUUCUAUCUUUGUUCAUAUAUCAGUGCAUGAUAUCUAUGGGAAGUGGAGCCCCCUAGUGCUCAAUCCCAGCUAUACCAUAUUGCAUUUUCUAGGAACUAACAAGGGUCGUCAGUUGCGUGGUUUCCGUGGUCUGUUCAGCAAGAGCUCCAAGUGCUCUGUGGACACGAACGUCAGCGCGCCACCACGCAAGCGCUCCAUGAGUAGCCACCUGCUGCGCAGGACAGCUAGUGCUCCCGCAAAGGGCCGCAAGAAGACCAAGAAGGCGCUGUCUGAUACCUCGCUGGAUGGGAAGGACAGCAAUGGGGACCUUAAGCCACAGGCUGUGGGGAGGCGCAUGGGUCCCAGGAUGACCCUCCAGCACCGGCCAGCUUCCAUGCCCCUGGAGAAGAUCCUCCAGAGCCAGCUCACCCUCUCCUCUCCAGAGCACGACGGGCCUGACUUUGGUGCUGACACUAUAAUUGAUUCAUUCUGCUUGGAGACUCUCAGAACUGUCUCUGUGGAUCUUCUCAUUGAAAAGUCUGCUCACCAAGGGUCUGAUGACAUUGCCCAGUCUACUGAUCACAUCCAGGACCGAACCAAUGAGGUUGGAAAAAUAGGUGAAACAUCUUACCUGGUCAUAGGAGGAGGUGGUGAAACCAACACUGAUGAUAUCCACACAGAACCUCUAGAGUAUGGCUUCACCCAGCAGACCAAAGCUGAUGAUUUUCCUUUUCAAAGUCCUCCAGAAAGUCAUUUGAGUCUCUCAGACCAACCAGACCUCGGUAUUAGCUUGCAGACUGAGAGCUGCCAAAGGGAAACUCCCCAAAACAACAAAAUGUCCAAAGCCUGUUCUCUUUCUUCGUCUUCAUCUUCACGCAUCCAUGCCCUAUGCCCUCUUUCACCCAUAGUGCUUCAGACCAAUCAGCAGAGUCAGAUGUCCCUUCAGGACAGUGUUCUCUCACGCCUGAUUGAUGCUGUCUCCCUGGGCAAUGAGCAUGACACUUGUAGGUCAAUAUCAGCUCUAAUUAGUCAGUUUGAUGUCACUGCUGAACAGAGUGACCUAAAUCUAUCCUCAGGCUCAAGACCCUCUAAACUUUCUGUCUUACCUACAAGUAACCAAAUAUCCAGCACCCGACUAAAAGUGAUCCAGGAAUCUCUCCAGAAGGCCGCACAGCCUGUAGAAAGACCUGUCUCUUCUAGUCCUGAAACCACUGAACCAGCUGCCUUCACUAUUCUAGAUGAGAAGGUGCUCUCUCCAGACUCUUGGUGUGACCUUCCUGUUCAGCCUAUCUGCAAUGUCAAUAUAGCCCCAGGGGACAGCAGAGGUUCCUCCUCCAAGUUGCCUUUUGGAAGUAAGGUAACAGGUAAUGGUGGCUGGGGGCCUUAUAGAGAUAAAAGCUGCAGAGAUCAGUUCCAGUCCAAUGGAUCUUCCAGAAACUGGGAAUGUGGAGGUUACAGAGAAACCUCAAUAAACAGCACGACCUCAGACCGCUUCCUUAUGUGUCAUGAUUCGGCUAGCAGUAGCUUGAUGGAGGUGGAGAUCAACGUGGAUGAAGAUCCUCUGGACGCUACCAUGACAAUGGAACCUUUACAGCAUGACACUCAGUGGAACAGUGACCCUGAGCUCUUAAACAGCUCUUCAUUUCACAGACCAGUGCAUAAGCCAUUAUCUCCGUGCCAGAAUCCUUUUUAUGUAACUGCUCCAACAAGCAAAUCUUCAUAUAAACCCACUGCAAAUGCUUGCUCCACAGAGUCGUCAACAUUUCAUAAACCAUGCCAGCAUCUUUCACCACACCAGCCUCUUUUCUCCAGUGCUCUGCAUCAGCAUGGCUUCCCUGUCAGCAAGCCCACCUCAGAGCAGUUUAACAGCACUAAUGCUACCCUAAAGCAGAAGUUUCAGCCUGGCAGGAACAACAACGAAACUUCUAAUGACAGACAGCUGGAGACUAGGGACAGGAACGACUUGACCUGCAGGACACAGUGCUUCCGAAAUGGAUACGUGUCCAGGGAAUGCCUUCUAAGGACUCAAGGUAUGAAGCUUCAACAAGACAAAGGCUCCUACAUGCCUGAGUCUAAUUACGAUAUGAUCUAUAGCUCCAUGGAAUAUGGAGAUCGCUUUUGCCCUCCAAAGCAAUUCUCUCAGUCCUUGCAACAAAAUCAAUCUUUAAAUCCAACCCCUUCCAAGAUCUACAAUGGUAUCUACGUUGAUGAGUCUCCAAACCCUAAAGCUCCCAGUCCCUGCAAGUCCAAGAGCCUGGGUGACUUGACAUCUGAGGACAUCUCCUGCAACUUCCAGAGCAAGUACAAGGUCAUCAGCCGCAGUUUUAUAACUCCAGCCAUGCAAAACCAGAGACGGAUUGGUGGCCUAACCAACCAGCCACAGUUGAAAGAUUCACUGACUGAGCAGCUUCGCAAAUUAGUGGCUUUAGAAGAAGUGGACCGCCCCUGGCCCUUUCCAUCUCAGUUUCAGCCUGCCCCCAAACCUCUUUCAGUAAACCCCCCAGAUCCAGUCAGCUCUGUAGUUUCUACAGAGGAUCCAGAGGACCCGCCUCCCUUCCUCUCACGGAAGCUUUCCUCUCGCAGUCAGAGUCGUGUACGCCACAUAGCCAGCCGUGCCCGUGAGAGACAGCAGGACGCGCUCAAACUGCGACCUGCAGGGGGUGCUCCUGAUGUUAUGUUCCGCAAUAAGUCAGCUUCCUCCCAAAAUAUCCUCAUCAACAGGCAUUCUACUGGCUCCUAUAUUGCUGGUUAUUUUGAGCAGGACCGGGGCUUGCCUGAGGGUUCCUGCACAACAAUGCAUUAUAGCUACAGAGAUCCUUGUUACACUGAUGAUUCUGUGCUCCCCUCUGAUUCCUGCCCCCCCUCAGAGCCUGAAGUCUACUUUCUGCUGAGACUUUGACUUUGGAGUUCUUCCUGUUUUGCCUGUACACUUACUUGCUACCAAUGUGUAUUCAUAAGUCUGAAGCUGGACUAUUGUAACAGUGACUAAGGUUGUACUUGCUUGCUCUGAGAGCAGUACAGUGAUCGAAAAAUGACCUAAAUGGAAGCUUCCAGUAUUUUGUAAAUAGUACAAUACAUCACAGUCAGCAAACUGCCAGUUUUAGAUGCACUACACCACAUCUCUGUUUAUCUAGUCCCUGUCAUGCUUCUAAAUGUUCCUGUUUAAAACAAGUAUUUACUGUAUAAGGGGAAAAAAAGAUGGUGGUUGUUUUUUUUUAAAGGGAUUUUUGUCUUGGUCUUCUGUUUGUCCCUUUUUAAAUGUUAAUUAACAUCUUAUUCUUAGAGGGGCUUAUAUUAAAAAAAAAUGUUUUAUUCGGUCUUCCUAUGCCUUUUUGUUACUUGUAAGUUUGUAUAUUUUGUUAUUCCUAUGCCUUUUUGUUAUUUGUAAGUCUGUGUUUGUUCAUAUGUUUUCAAAUUUGCCUUUAUUUAAGGCCCUAUGGUUUUAAGUCUGAAACUGAACUGUGGUGUUAAUUUUCAUAAACAGCAUGUGGACCAUGGACAUCUUCAGCAUAGCCAUGCACAGAUGAGUAGAUGUGUCUGUGUCCUGAUUCUGCCUAGAACUGUUUGUUUGCUUUAUUCCACACAACACAAAUGAGAAACAUGCCUGCUCACGUUUGCUUGCUCUCUGUGUCUUGCUCUUUCUUAAGCAUGAAUUCAAAGAUUAUAAACACUAUUCAUAUUAAAGAAAAAAACUGUGAGGGUAAAAUUUUAUUUUUGUAAUUGCUUUGAUACAGAACAAAACUCACUUAUUGGUCUGGAUUUUAUUUUAAUUACAGAGGGAAGCAUUUCAUGGUAAACACACAAGUUGCCCAAGGAAAUUGCAGGUGUUGGUUACACAUUAGACAAAGCUGCAUUAAAACAAAACAAAACAAAAAGUUCCUUUUUGAUUUAGUUCCUGUGCAAAAGGCCAUCCAGACAGGGACUUUUCUUUUAUGGGUGCUCAUCGGAUGUCUAUGAGCAUUUUCCUACCAAUGCAAUAAAAUAAUAACAUUAUCAAACAAAUCAGUUUGUCUGU
Messenger RNA from Electrophorus electricus (electric eel), 6881 nucleotides. Lineage: Eukaryota; Metazoa; Chordata; Actinopteri; Gymnotiformes; Gymnotidae. The record is from RefSeq and is a predicted model, not a curated record.